This is a messenger RNA of Pimephales promelas (fathead minnow), 2442 nucleotides long. NCBI's taxonomy places the organism in Eukaryota, Metazoa, Chordata, Actinopteri, Cypriniformes, Leuciscidae. The record is from RefSeq and is a predicted model, not a curated record.
CGGAUGUGGAUGUGUCAUUUUCCCAAACUCACAUCACAACAACACACUGACACCUCAACUGGAUUUCAUGACCCGCUCUGGUCCAAAAAACAGUCAAUACCCUCACAGACCUUACUGACAGGCUCAUAAACACACUAAGAGGUGGUACGUGUUUCGGACGGUGGGUUUAUGUCGUAGAAUCCGCAGGUUUUGGGCCCGGUUCGUUCCGCCCGAAUCAUGUCCUGCUGCCUGCUGGAGUUCGGCCGGGUCCAGGAGCUCAGACAGGUGCGAGAGUUUCUGUUCCCCAAGCACAAGAAAGCCGGUCCGGAGGAAGAGAAAACACAAACAGAGAAUGAGUUAACAUGGGAUGACUCGGACUGGGGCUCCUGGGAGAAUCCUGACGGUAAAGAGGAUGGAGCUCAGGUUUGUAUUAAGGCUGAGGAGGAGGAGCAGCAGCAGCAAAGCGCCCCCUGGCUGCAGGACUGUGUUCUGUCUCUCUCGCCCUGCUCAGAUCUACUGGUCAUUGCUCAAGAGCAUAAAGCCACAUUUCUCUCUGCAAAGUGGCGGACAGCUGAAAGUGGACAGGAGGAAAUGGCCCUAACUGUGACCUGGAGUGGAACGCUGAGCAUUGAUGAGGGAGAGUGUAUUAGUAGUGUUAUCUGUAUUCCGUUGGCCAGUCAGAAGAGAAGUUCUACCGGCCGACCCGACUGGACCUGUAUUGUGGUUGGAUUCAGCUCAGGUUAUGUCCGUUUCUACACAGAGAGUGGUGUUCUUCUGUUGGCCCAAUUGUUGCAUGAAGAUCCUGUGCAGCGACUUAAAUGUCGCACCUAUGAGAUUCCACGUCACCCUGGAGUAACGGAACAGCAUGAGGAGCUCAGUAUUUUGUACCCAGCAGCCCUGGUCACCAUUGAUGGCUUUAGUCUCUUCCAGUCUUUACGUGCCUGUCGAAACCAGGUUGCCAGAGCGGCAGCAGCAGGAAGUGAUGUCAUCCAGCCUCCACCACUGGCCUAUAAGAAAUGGGGCCUACAAGAUAUGGACACAAUUACAGACCAUUCUAGCAUUGGUAUUACUACUCUGAGUGUGUUCGAUCAGAUGAAAAAUGCCUCUAUUCUGGGAGGAUACCAUGCUUCGGUGAAAGGAAGCCCUCCUGCAAUGAGUCAGUAUAUCACAGUGGGAGGAGGACCCUACACUGGGUUCUACUAUGCUAUAGAGGGAAGUUCUCAGCCUCUUCUCUCCCAUGUGGCUCUAGCUGUGGCCAGCAAACUCACAUCAGCUCUGUUCAAUGCUGCCAGUGGUUGGUUGGGAUGGAAGAGUAAAAAUGAAGAGGAGUCGGUGCAGAAACAGAAGCCAAAGGUGGAGCCGGCCACAGCCCUUCCUGUUAGGUUUGGUCUUCCAGAUUCUCGUCGACAUGGCGAGUCAAUCUGUCUCUCUCCAUGUAACACUAUGGCUGGAGUCACAGAUGAUUUUGGCAGAGUCACGCUGCUGGAUGUGGCACGAGGCAUCGCUAUCAGGAUGUGGAAGGGCUAUCGUGAUGCUCAGCUCGGGUGGGUGCAGGUGUCAGAGGCUCCUGGGGAGAGAGAAAUAGCCACAUCUCCCUCUAUGCCCCGCCGGCACGCCCAGUUUCUGGUGAUUUAUGCCCCACGUAGGGGCAUUUUAGAGGUGUGGGGAACUCAGCAUGGACCUCGAGUGGGGGCUUUUACUGUAGGCAAACAUUGCAGGCUGUUGUAUUCAGGUCACAGGUUAAUGGGUGUGAAUAGUGUAACCAGUCAGGGUUGGCAGAUACACACACAGCAGGUGUGUCUGUUUGAUCCGGUAAAUGGAGCCCUGAGAGCCAUCACCAUACCAUUCCACCUGGCACUCAGUGAUAAGAAGAGUGAGCGUGCUAAAGACAUGCACCUCCUAAGGAGACUCACCACUCUACUGAGGACCAGGGAGGUGGAACCAGCUCUGCUUGAGAGUGAAGCACAAAGUGUGUUAUUGGACAUUAAACAUCCAGCUAUUAAGAAACAGGCCCUGGAGUCACUGCUGUCCAAUAAGAAUGCACCAGUGUCCUGUUUGACCCAUGUUACUCGUGCAUUAUUGGCUAGCCUGAAAGAACAAGAUCCUGAAGCCGUGGAUGAGUCGUUGCUGCAGUUUUGUUCAUCACAGCUCAAACUUCUCCAGCUCUAUGCAGAUGUUCAGUUACUGCACACACCAGAUACGUCACCCACUGAGCCAGAACAUCCGUCUUUUUCUGGCAUUGAGGAGGAUCUUGCUCGUGUUGGCCCAAUCCUGCAACGAUACACAGAGAUGAACUCUAGGCCCUCUGUCUCAUUUGCUCAAGACUCUAGUGGGCCGCUGCCAGUCCGAACAUUUCUGUCUCAGUUGGAAUGGGUAAACGGAGAGCUCAGAGUGAUUAAACAACCUGAUUCCGACUGGACCCAACUAGGUAAAACCGCUCCCUGCUAGCAUUAUUUUAAUAUU